UUAUGCGAUUAAUUCAGCUUUGCAGGCGAAAACGUGUUGUCUUCUUGUUGGGUUUGAUUACAUUAGUGUCGCUUUUGUCGACUUACUGGAUUGAAACUUGGGUUCAACAUGACCCUGAUUUUCUAAACGACGGUUCGCAUUCUAAGGAAAUAAAAAAUACAGAAGAAAAGGUGAAGCUGAUUGAGGUUUUGAGAGUAAAGGGAACUAGUAUUGAAGAAAAUGCGUUUACGAGAACUGAUGGUGAUAGUGCAGUCUCCCAUACUCCUCUACAGAAACUGCGAUAUAAUGUUACAACAGAGGAAAUGGUAGCCAGCAAGAUAAGGGAAACAGGAUUACUUCAAAGGCUUGAGGAGGUAUGUCUUUUUUAACGUUAAGAUUAAGGUGAAAAGUUAAAUUAAUUUCGAGAAGCUGAAUAUCACAUCGGAAUGUUUGAACUUUUCGAUUUUCCCCUCGUGUUACUUCUUUCGGUAGCUGUGAAUUUUUAAUAAACCACUAUCACGUUGAAAAACCAUUCAUGAAUCCAUUCAUGCGAAGGCCGAACACAUUUUGAUUCACUAGUGUUGAUGUACUAGCAUUAAAUUAUCCCAGCGUUAUUUUGAUGAUAUUCUUUUUGUUCAUGUACACUACAGUGCUUUUGUGUUCUUUUGUCGUCGGGGAAUACCCUUCAAGUGUCUCUCAAUUAUAAGAUUUGAUUCACAGUGAAACAAUUUAAACACAAGCUGACAUUUUUGGUGAAAAAGUUGUUGAAUAAUUGAGUGGUAUUUUUUCAUUUUUCGUAAUACUCUCUCUUAUGAAGAAGACGCAGUAAUUACUUCAGAUUUAGGCUUCAAUAUGUUCUGACUCUUACACCGGUUUUUUCAAAAUAUUUGAUUGUUUUUCCUCCUCUGUUUUUUUUUUCACGUUUUACAGCUUACCUUUUAUCCCCUGUAAGUGAUAGCAGAACUUUUCUGUGUGAUUAGAAUUGAGAUCUCUGACAUUUUCAAUGAUUUCUGCAAAUACCUCUUAAAAAAUUUAUGUUAACAUUCAUAUAAGAGCAGCUGAAAUUUGACAGCACAGAUAAAAUUGUGAUGCUCUCUAGAAAUUGAUAAUUUUUAAGUUAUAAAAGUUUGAUAAUUGUAUUAAUUAUGUACUUACUUUCUUUUUAGCUUGUUUCCUUUGAAUUAAGUUCAAUUUGCAAAUUACACUUUGAAUUACUAAAAAGGAUUAAAAAAAAUCAUAGGUUGUAAUUCUAUUUUCAAUUAAGGUUGCUUUUCUUUCGGAAUACCUUACUUGGAUAUGGUAUAGAAAGAAUUCUAUGAAACAAAAUGAGAAAAGCAAGCUGGACAUGAUCUUCACUAUAAACCCAUAACACUCUGAAAGUAAAGAAUUAAUUUGAUUCAAAAUGUUUGCUUUGCUGUUAAUUGUUAGUGAGCCUGCACUUCUAUUUAUUUGUCAGAUCUAUGACUGGAAGCAUAGAGUAAUUUUUUUUUUGGAUAUCCACGCUUCUGAUGACCCAAGGUAGAAUUGCAUUUGUAAAGAAGUUUCCAACUGCUGAGGAAAAUCAUUUAGUGCAUUCUUUCCCCAUUGAAAAUAUUAAUUUGGCUGUACUAAUUUUUCAUCAAUUUGGUUGUUUUACUGUUGAGACAAAAAAACUUUUAAUGAAAGAUUCAAAAUGUUGAUUGCUUAUUUAUGCCUGUGCUUUGAUGCAUCAUCUAAUUGGCAAGUCAAUCUCAUCCUGUGAGAUCAUCUUUUGAUGAAAAUCUAAAGUAAAAUUGAAGUUAGAAAGGCAAAAACUAUAGUUAACCGCCGAAACAGAAGGAAACUUAUUGAAAAAGAAUAAACUUAUAUUUUGCUCAAUGAUGCCUAGCUUAAUCCUGCAAGCUGGUAGUUUUUUCCUACUCUGUUUUUACUUCAAUUUUGUGUAAAGGAACCCAGCUGCCAGCUGAAAGAAACUGAGGAAGAUUGCAAAUACUAAGUGUCAUUAUUAUUUGAAUGUUCAUUGUAUUUUAUUCCAGUUCAACACAGAAUGCCAGCAUUUACUUUUACUUUGAAAAGUUUAAUUUUAUUUAACUGGUGAUGUUUUUUUUUCAUUCAUGCAGUUAGAAGAAAAGAUGAUGAGAAGGCAGUUGGAUGUUUUGGUGGCUAACCACUCCCAAUUAAAUACAAAGGAUAUUUUAGAACCUUUCAAGCAUGCUCUUGAGGCUCUUGGCUACAGAGUGGUUUUGUCCACAGAUACAGAAAUACUUCCUUACAUGAGAAAGAAAUGGCAGGGAAUUAAUUGGUGUUCUGGCAGAGAGACAUCACCUUGUUUUAAUAGCAGUGAUCUUGUCUUUCUCCAAAAGAAUCAGAGAGUAAGAAGGUGUUGUUAUCAACAAAUCAUAGAUCAUCAGAGGCUUGUAGAUCACAUUUAAUCCUACAGUAAAAUUUGAGAUUUUUAGAAAUUCCCAAUCUGAGACUAAGAUAUUUGCAAGUAGAAAAUUAAGCUCCAGACGUGCCAGAAUAAUUCAGAACUCAGAAACUGAUGAUUGACACGAGCUCAGGUACUUUCCUCGUAGUUAGAUUUUUAAUGGGUCUUCCACCCAAGCAAUCUUAAACAUUAUUUGAUGUGGGUUACUCUAAAUUUUUCCCUGUGCUGAAAGUUUUUUUAAUCUAAAUUCUUGCUUGAUGGUAUCUGUAAUUUUUUUUCAUUAAUUUCAGGUAUCUCCAGUUCCAGGCAUUGAAAAAUUACUUUUAAGGAAUGAUGGCUUUUGUUACUUGAUGUCAGCAUCAAAACUCAUUUCAGGUACAUGCAGAAAAGUCAUAAGGUGUCAGAAUAUUAACAAUUCUUAAAAGCAAAAACCUGUAGUACUGGAAUAUUUCAUAUUAAUUGGCUCAAAUUUUAUAUACAAGUCAUAUAUACAUUUUUUUUAAAAAAAGCAUUAAAUUGAGGAGAAAAAAGCUGAUUUGCUUUUAUUUUAUUAUAGUGUUUGAAAACAGACCUAUAUCACCUCCAUGCUUUGUGUUACCAGCGCAAAUCAAUGUGUCUCUGGAUCAAGAUAUUAAAGCAAGAGGAAGCCAGUAUUUUAUUUUGAAGUCUCUUGGAACAAUUUCUACAUCACUUCAUAACUGGAAAGCUAUGAAGAGUCUGAGUGAUAAGAAAAGGUAUGGCUGUAUAAUUUUGUUAAGGAGGGGAUUGGGGUAGCCUGGGUUGGGAAGGGAUAGUUAAGAUGUCAAACUUAUGCUGGGGGAACAUGUACUUGGCACAUACUAAAUGUCGGGAACAAGUAAGGAAAUUUUCAGUCCCAGAGAUUAAUUGUGACUUGUUUCCUUGAUAAAGGCUGUUUGGUCAAGUCCUUCCCCUUAGCAACAGCAUCCUGUUGAUAAGUAGCAUUCAUUGUGAAUGCAGUAAAUAUUGUAUAUAAUGUGUUCAAUGGUACAUAUAUUCUUUUAAUUCUCUUUGUUAUUAAUACCAUUUAAGGUUAAUAUGUAGGUAUAACUCCUGGCAGGCAAUGAAGCAGUCAUUUUUGAGAGACAUGCAUUUGGUCAAGUAACUUACAAUCACCUAUCUUCAUAGAAGUUAUUUUUUCUCAUUUUUCUCUCACAGAGGUGAGUCUUCAGAGGGCGUCAUGCAGCUUUUUCCAGCUGAUGCUCUUUUGAUUGAAGGCAAGGCUGUUAUAGCUCAGGUGUAUGUUCUGGUCACUUCAGUAUCUCCUCUCAGGAUAUACAGACACAGAAAAGGGCAUGCACACCUUGUGGCAAGAGAGCAGGUAACCUAGCUAUUAGGUGAUUUUUACCCUGAUGGUUUAGUGAUCACUUCAAGUAUGUGUUAAGUAGAAAAAACAAAUGAGGGCAUUUUAGGUUAUAAACAUCUCAUGCUUAGCUUGCUUAUCAUAUCUUGACUACUACUGCAUUCUCCCUUCAGUUAUUUGUGAUCAAUUUUCAUAAAAACCUUGUUCAGUCAUGAAGUUUAACUUUGGGCUUGUCACUUCAAACAAACAGCAUUAUACCAAGUUUAAGAACUAAGAUUACAGGCUUUCUAUAAAAAAUGCUACAAUAUUAAAUCUCAGGGCCUGUUUCAUUGUGCCAUUUUUAACCACUUCUAUUUAAACUACUCUUAACACCACAGAAAGUUCUCUCUAAUGCAUAUGCUAUUGUAGGAUGGUUUGGCAAGUAAUUGGAACUUUGAAAAGUUCUAUCUGCACUUGGUUGAAAACUUUGGUGAAGACAAAACAAGUAAAGCAAUUGAGGAGAUGGAUGAAAUUGUGGUGAAAAUGCUUCUUCUAUUGGAGCAGUCAUUGAUUAUGCACUUUACAGGGCUGAAUACUGGUGGAAGACAAAGAAGGUUUAGGUAUGUACAGUACUUUGGAUGAAACAACAUGUGAGAGGAAGGGCUUUAAGUCUUCAGUCCCAUUCUGAUAAGUGUACGUGAAGGGCUGGGGCAUAUGCCGUACAAACCAAAGAGGUAUCCAUGGCAGCCCUGUAAGGGGGAACAAUCUCAGAUGCAAGUGCUAACAUGCAUUGUCAGGCAAAACAGUUUCAGUGGAAAAACUUACCUCAAUAUGAUUACCUACCCUGUAAGGCAAGUCAUCCUGCAGUACAAGGCAAUGGGUUUACUUCAUAUGGAAUGAUUUUUAAUGCAAGAUAGAAGAUCUGCAGCAGCCAUAGGAGUCCAAAAGAACUGUCAAUCAAGCCACCUUUGCAUGUUUAUGUGAAGUUGUGGAACUCAGUCUGAAUUACUUUUAGACAUAUUUUUAGUGAGGUUUUUGAUUUUCAGAAAUACUGAUUUAUAUAUUGCAUAUAAAUUGAAAUUAUUCUUGUUUGUUUCAUGUUUAGAUGCCAGUCAUGUUUCCAGCUUCUGGAGAUCAGUGUUAUGUUUAGUUCAUCACUCAGUCCUUAUAUUUUGGAGGUAGGUUCAAGUUAAGCUUCAGGAAAAAUUUAUGAGGUUAAUGAUACUACUGCUCCAUUUGCUUAUGUGCAUUACUGUGAUUUGCUUUACCACUAAAAUGGUACAACAUUAUUGGGUGGAAACAGUUUGAUGUUGUCUGAAGAACAUCAGUAACUGUAAUGCUUAUAACAUGUGUUUGAAUUUAAUCAACAAAUAUGACUGCUUGCUAGCUUUGGCAAUUGAAUACCUAUAUUUAAUGACCAAGAAAAUAAUGGCUUAAUAAUGACAUACCUUUGAAAGACAGUGUAAUCUUAACUUGAAACCUUCUGGUCUAAUUAAUACAAAGGUUAUAGGUACAUUGUUUUAGCAGUUCUCUUUUUCUUAGCAUUCAAUUAUUCCAAAAGUGUAAAACACUGUCCUGUUUUUAAUUGUGAUUUUUAUAUUUUGCAAGUUUCUUUAAUUUUAUUAAGACAUUGAUACAAUAUUUGCUUUCUGUUAUUCUUACCCUUUCAAGGCAAAAGCCCCUUCUUAUGAGAUUGUUUCCCAAAAAAUAGUUGAAGAUACAGUCAAUCUCUUGUUUGAAAUGAUAUCAGUACCAUUUUCCCAUGAUGUUUACAAGACUGUAAAAGCCUUGAAGGAAACUGUGAUAAUCCAGGUACUUUUUAUGUUUGUGUUAUGAAUUUGAUUAAAAAAAAAUAAUUAGUUAUUAUGCAGCAAUGAAAGAAGCCUAACAAAUGAACAACAUAUUUUUCUUGAUGCGCGCUCUUUUGCUACUUCCCCUUCCCUAUUACAAUGUUGAUUUUAACAUUUAGGGGAAGUCACUAGGCUGAAAUAUUUUAGGAAUGUGUGUUUUGGUGUGUUAUUAUGUUGAGGAAGAUGGAGUAGCUUGAUGUCAGUUGGCAUUCUAUGACAAAACUCUGGAUUGAGAGAGUGGAUUUGAACCCUGGUCAGAUUACUGUGUUAUGUGCGUGUUCUUGAAAACUUAAUAUUCUCUCAUGAAAUUUGAUAGAAAACUAUUGAAUCACUGGGAAAUCAAAGGCAAAACUGCCCCAUUGUCCUUGCGUCAAAAUUGAUAUCACUGGUGUCUUUCAAAUGACAACUCACAAAAGCUCUUCUGAGAGAUGAUAUAGGAUUUUGAAGGCUCAAAUGAUGGCAGUAUGAAGCUCUCUGAAUAAUUACCAUUUCCUGCUCUUGUAAACUAUCAAAAUACAAUUUUUCAAAAUUGAAUCAUAGAAUUCCUUUUUUUUCUGCAACGUUGUGUUGAAUUUUGUUUUGUUCUUCUGUAUAGGACAGUGUCUUCAUACUGUAUAUUAAUGAAUGAAGCUGCAUGUGUGUGCCUUUUUUCAGUUACGAGACACUUAAAAAUUGUAAAUGGAAAGUGAAUAAGUUUCAGAGAUGGCUUGAAACAGAGAGUCAUUAAAUGGGGCUUUCAAAUGUCCAAAUUUUGCAGCAGUUCCUAACUGAAAUAUCUUACCCUACUCUUUCAAAUUAGAAUAGAAAGUGCCAAUUAGUACUGGAAAACUGUUUGACAGAUGACUUGUUAGAGUAUUUAUUACAAUCUCAAGUGGAGAAGCAACAUAGAGGAGACUUCAAACAGGUACUAACAUCCUUAACUUUUUUUUCUAUUGUUGGAAAGAUUCCCUGUAUGCAGUUUAUUUAACUGCCCCCUGAUUUCUUAGAUUGAAGACACUGGAAAGGAUAACAGGAGAAAUUGGUGGAAAUUUUUUUUAUGUAUUAAACCUUCAGAAAAUAACAGCCUUAUGAUUUCAGGGUAUUUCUGAGGUUGAAUUUUUUUGUUUUUAAAAGAAACCUUUCCUAUGUUAAAGGUAGGUAAAUAAUAAAUUCCAUCUAAUGAACUGCUAUCAAGUAAUGAUCAUCAUAACUUCAACAAUUAAAUCUAGAUCACACUUUAUUUAAUGUAAAUUUGUUUUUUGUAAUAUUGUAUUAAACUAAUACUGUGUCUAUUGCAGAUUUUAUUAAGGGUUAAUCAUUCAUUGUUUCUAUUUGUGAUCUAUAAUAACAGCUCUAUCCAACCCCUUAUGGUGAUAAGUACAACACACUGAUGCUAGAAUUACUUGACAAUGGAGUUGAGUUCAAUCAUGAACAAAGAGCUGAUUUAGGAACACCAGAUGUUCAUGAUUUUUUGACAGCUUUUGAGGCAGUGAGAUCUACACAUCCCUCGUAAGUUUUUAUGUGUACCGUGCAGGUUAGGUUAUUUCCACUUUGCUGUGUUAUGAUGAUUAUCAUGCAAAAAUGAUCAUACCAAAAAAAGAUCAAAAUCAUGAUAAUUGUUGUAAGCCAGGUAAAAAGCACUAACAUGCAAAUCUAUGAGUGUGUGUGAGCUUUCAUUUUCUGUUGGUGGUAAGACCCUUGAUAAAAAUUUGUUACAGCUGCAUUUCUGUUCCUUCUUUAAAGGAAACACAGAGAUGGUUCAGUUAGUGACUCACAAAUAUCUAAAGGUAGGAAUGAAUUUGUCUUAUUCAGAUGAGGUUAGACUUAAUUGUACCCAGUAAAAGCAAGCACUUCAUAUCCAUAUUUUUGUAUGUCCCAAAGACCACAUAGCCUUUUGAAAACUCUAAGGACUACAACUAGUUCUAGAGGGACUCAUGUGAGAAAGCCAUGAUCCAGAUGGUUUAUUCAAUAAUAUGAUUCAUGAUAAUAGUGACAUUGCUUGGUUGCAAAUCUUUGACUGUGUAGUUUUUGAGAUAUGGACGUAUUCAGGUUUACUUUUUGAGAUUUCUGUGGAACAGAUUUUUCAUUCUCAUGAAAAAAUAACUUUUACUGGUUUCUAAGCUUCAUGCAUGUAUAAAAUAAACCCAUUUUCUUUUUUAUAGGGUCAUCAAAAGAAACUGUUUGUGUUGAUGGUAGGUUUAUUUUGAGUGUUUUUCUUUUAAAGGUGAUAUUUAAUUUUUUUUAAUGUGUGUAUUUUAUGAGGCAAAAGAGUGCCAAUUCAAAAUCUGACAUCAGGCUUAUUCAGAUAAAUGAAACCAAUAUUUCUAAAAGACCUGCAUCUUGACUUUUAUCCAGAUCCAAACGUGGAUGGUGUCCUGACAGAACUCAGUUCUCAGCCCGAAAUAGUUCUUCAUCCACCUUUCAACAGUGAUGUCUUCAUUUAUCAAUCAACUGUUCCAUUUGAUGCCACAAUCCUGCAGCUCUGGGGUAAAGCUUCAAAGUGUCAUUUAGCUGUACGAAUAGACACCAAAUCUGAGGACAAUAGGUUUGUAAAUAUGUGUCACUCUAAUGAUUUGAUAUUGUGGAUAGAAAAUUACCUUGGGUCAGUUUUAUGAGUAGAAUCCCAUAGAUAAGGGAAAAUGAGGAUUGGUCAUGCAAGGCUGUGCCCUUAAGAGAAUCACUGGCUGUAUCAAGAUUUGAGGUGCCCCAGCUCUCGUAAACUUUUAUUAAAGUCAAUUUAUAAAAGUCAUCCAUUUACUUAAGUUAGUUGCCUGUGGUACUUAAGCUCUCUAAGAGGAUAGCUAUGUUAUUCUGCACACAUUGUUGGCUAUGUCUAGAUAAAUAUACUAUAUAUAAAUAUACUAUAUAUAAAUUAUGGUCAUGAUGUCAGCUACUUAGGCUUGCAAAAUUGAUAUAAAUCGAAAUUUUUCUGUAUCAUGUGAACAUAUCAUUUUAAUUUAUUUGUUGACAUAGUGAAUCAUAAACAGUUAUGAAUAAUUAACUCUGUUAUAAAGCUAUAUAUCAUUAAUAGUUGGUUAUAUUAUUUUGUUUCAGUAAUUCUAAUCAUUCUCUUGGUGUUGGGUGGAACAAAUUUUCCAUUUUUGUUGUUGAUACCAGGAAGAGUAGGCCUGAAGUUGUGAAUACCUAUCAUCUGUUUGUGUUUCGUAAAAGACGCUCUGAGACAGAGAGAAUAUUUGAACAAGAUUUUACCCAUCAAGUUUGCGCUAUUUACCAGGUAGUGGAUCUGUUCACAUCUAGGUGGCACAUGUGGUCUGUAAAUGCUGCCAUGUAGAAUUUCUUGUGUUUUCAUUUUUUCAGUGUACAAUGUGGUGAAAUGAGAACUAAAAUUGUAUGAGUUAUAAAUGUGUAUUUAUUGAAUCUUUGGGAUUUCAGUGGUGGUGAUGUUCCCACCUUCCAGAGAAAUUUAGAUUCAGCUGGUUUUUGUUAUUUAUUUUAUUUCUCAGUCAGGAUGUACAGAAUGAUUGGUCAGGUCAGUAGGACGUAUUCACUCUAUGGCCUGCUAAAUUCAAAAGUUUGUUUUAACUGAAAUCUUACUAGCUAGUAAUAUCUUACUAACCUUGUUUUCUUGGUAUGUAACUUACAGUACAGACUUCAAACUCAGUUAAAGGAGAUACUUUUUUUUUUUAAACUAGCUUUGCUCAAGCUAUAUAUAAAAUUGCAUACAUGUAGUUACUGGAAUUAUUGUUUUAAUUUUUCAAGGAGUGCAGCCUCAAAGUUUUUCCUGACUUGCCGUGUGGUCUUGAGAAGUUGUCAGAGUCAACGUGGAAGACUUUUCUCUCUAAACAGAAAGAACUCCCUCACUGUGAGACUGGGCACGAGUCAGGUGGAUAUUAAUUAUAAUAAAAGUAAUAACUUGACACCGAAUUGUCAAGAGAGGAUAGACAAAAUGUUCUUAUUUUAAACUUGCUUGACCAUACCCCUUUAUACCCGAACAUCAGUAUGCGUACUCUCUGCUCUGUUCUACGUUCAUUUCCAAAGGUGCUGACAUGGAUAAUUUGUUUAACAAUCAAGAGCCUCUUUCCUUUAUUCUUGCGAGCUUCAUGUUUGAUGACAGUCACUCUUAGGGGCCAUAACCCUUAGUACUUUGCCUUUACUUUGCAAUAGAUUGGAAUUCGACUGAGGUAUCAGAUAUCAUAGGAUACUUACCUUAGGUACAUGAAUAAAAUAGGAAAAUACUGUUUUCCCUCAGCAUGUGCCAAUGGCACAAAGGCCGUGAAAAUCAAUGAAAAAAAUUAACUCGAAUGAAACAUAGCUUGGUUAAAACUCACAACUAGCAGGAGGGAAACUAUUGGCUAUUAAUAUUCACAACCUUGGACGCAAACUCUUGUCAAUCAGUUCGCCAACCCGACGUUACCCAUAGAAAACUAAUUUUCUAAAGUUUUAUCUUAUAUAAAGUAGAUGCAAGUUUUUUUCAAAAGAGGAGAUGAAAUGAUAAAAUGUAGUUUCUUUGGGUGUCACCACUUUCCUAUUUUAAAGUGAGAAAAACAUUUACCACUCGAAUAAAUUCCUCUUAUCGUCAGGUCGUUGGGUUUUACCUUGUGCCAGCUGUGAUUACCCUUCUAGCUGCUUCUGGAGGCAAACAGUCUGGUCGCCACUCACAUGUCAGUACAGUGUUUUUUCCAAGAAUUAUACCAGAGCUUGCCUUGCAAACAAGAAGGUGAGAGGCAAAUUAAACAUUAUUCACAUUGCACUUGGUAGCUUGACUAGAUUAUAAGCGUCUCUAUGCGAAGCAUUAUUUCCAUUGCUUGUGGUUAAAGUUACGUUGCUUUCGACAUCUCAACUUUCGGAGGCUUGUUGUCUUCCAGAUUUUUAUUGAAGAGUGCAUUUCUUUUGAAUAUUGUAAAACCAAAAUCAAAUUCCAUAAGGAGCCAGUGAGAUCUCAUGAUAAAAUAAGAAAACUGCCAAAAAGGCGGGAAAAUGCGGGUGAUUAAGUUCCAAUUGGUUUUGAUGUCGCAUCUCAUGAGCAUAAUGCAAUCUGAUACAACUAGGAAUUGCAUUCAUCGCUUCACCGAGAAUUUCUGUAACUUUGUGUUGGUAACACACCUUUGAAUGUUUUGAACUUACGAAUCAAUUUAAUCCUUUUUAGCCAUAGAAAAGAAGAGGCUUUAGUAACAAACGUUUUCUCUUUUUUUUGUUUACUUUAGAUUCUUUUUGUCGGAGAUUCCACCAAUCGCGGCAUUAUGUAUUACCUUAUGGAAAAGGUAUAGUUACGUAAAACGAGAGAACCCAUAUUUUUGCAAAUGAAACUGUGUUAUAUCUAUGAAGAUAGGAGAGACGAGAGCAGAAGUUAACGUCUAGCUUUUGAAUAAAGGUGCUUUCUAUUUAUAUCUAAUUUUUUUUAUGGUGUAACUGUGUUUUAUUAAGGAGGCAAAGAGCUGUAGUAAUUCUACAUUACUUGGUUAUACUGACUGCACUAAAGAUUGAUUUUAUCUUGUUUCCAGUUCACGAAAGUAAGUUAAAGUCCUCUCUGUUUCUCGCUUGCACAACCUUAUGGCAGUUAAUCAGUGAUGUGUUAUUAUUCAGUGUAUGAACUCUUAGUUCCUUUGUAUUAACUGUGUUGGAAUCACUCUUUAUGAAAUGAAGUGCCUCUACUUGUCGAUGACAAAUAAGUGUAGUAAUCUAUAUCUAGUCGAUGAAGACGUAUGAAAACCGUCGGUUUUUCCUUUAUCCUUGAUUGGUUAUUCCUUUACUACAGCUGAACGGUUCAUUAAGAAAAUGGGAAAAGACGCAUACAAUGAAAAUUUACAGCGACGAGUUGAACGGCGGCCGUACCUCUGUCAGCUUCGCGUAUUACCCUCAGUUUUGGCUUCGUGAAAACAAGAGACCUGUCUUUGUCAAAGCGCUCUACCAGCUUAUAGCGAGGUAUCUCCUUAUAUGUCUUUUGUAUCAUUUUAAAAUACAGUAAAGCCCAGUAAGAAGUAACUCUCGUAGCUUUCGUUUACCUCCCAAUCAUUUUAAUUUCCAUGGUCAUCGCGUUUGUUAAUGAACUUUUUCCAUCUUAACAUCAGUCAGCACAGUAUUCAUGUUGGUUUUCUCCAUACUGUUCUUUAAAUGAUACAUUUCCUAAGGUGCUGAUAAGAAGAAUUUGUUUCACAAUGAAGAGCUUCUUUAGUUGGUGAACAUUUCUUUUAUUCUCGUGACCUUAACGUUUGAUCAAGGGGGAAUACUGUUGGAAAAAUUAGUUACUACUCUCUCUUAGGGGUUAAAGAGACAUUAGCCAUGUAAACCGCAAAAAGGAAAUUUUGAAAAAUCGGUUAACCAAUCACCUAAACCUACACAUCCAUUAACACUUCUACCGAUUUCGUGAUGGCAUUACAUGAUUUCAGUCGUUCAUAUUCCACUGGGAUCGGAAAUGUUUUGUUUGCUUCAGGGGUGAUAUUGUAAGAGGGAAUUAUACGCUAGUGUUUCUCAGGGGUUGAAGGGUUAAGUCGGCUGAUGUAACACGUGGAAAAAUACCACAAGAGAGGGAAAUUGUUUACCUGGAGUAUCUGCGGAAAAAUUUGAAAGAGACAUUCACGACCAUAGCUAGAAGUCUACCUUGAAGAGUAAUAUGCCCUUGGUUUCGCUUUAGUUUCAUCUAUUGACAUCCUCUCCAGUGCCUUUAGUUUGAGGAGGUUUCUUCUGAAAAUGAUGAAUUGGUGGUUGUUGUUGUUGUUCGAGGGAUGCAUGGUUAUAUAACUGAUAUGCUCAAAACAUCCUGUGGGUACUAAAAGGGCGUAUGCUAGAAAAGGGGAAAGGGGUGGGGAUUAUGGUGCUCGUUCGCUCUUCUAAAAAAAUGAUCAUUUAUGCUAUUAGAAUAAUUGAAUGCUCUAAAAUACCCAUUAAAAGAAAAAAACAAAACAAAAACAAAAAACAGUGUAGUAUCCCACAGUGGAAAAUCCUGCCUAACCCCUGUCACUAAGGCGUCCGCGGUCUAAUUAGCGCCUGCAAGGAGAUAAGUUGUAAUUAUGAUUCUUCUUCAUCUAUCAGGUUUCUUCCUUUAGAAAACAACACGAACACCAUUCUUGUUGUGGGUGGAGUUCAGUGGAUGGGAUCCCAACACAUUGUGGAGACCAAUAAAGCCUUAACCAGGUGAAGUGUGUAAUUACACCAUCAACCGUUAUUGACGCGGUUUAUUUUGUUUGGAAUGUUAGCAGAUGACUGUUGAGAAUGUCAAAUUUUCUAUUUUAUCACUAUUAUAAAAAAACAGAAAUGAGUGAUUGUACUAUAAAUAAUGUGCUGUUAUUCAUUUUCUUAUCAUGAAGUAAUUUUUCUUCAGUCUUGGCUUGAACGGAAUCAAGGUUGUUAUCAAGAGCCUGGGCUCUGGAUUCCACCUUCCCGUACCAGGACUUCCUCGUCACAACUUGGUAAAGUUGCCAUUGUUGCAUGUUAAAUCCUCAUAUGAACUCUAGUAUAGACAACGUUGAUCGCUAAUGGCAUGUUUUUCACAGGCAGAACAGCGUAAAACUGCUGAACGGAAUGAGAUGGUAAUUAAAGCUGCUACGCGGUUGGGGUAUGAAGUAGUGGACACUUUUGGAAUGACUGUUUCUAGAUACAAGGACUUCCUCCUGGGAAACUGUGGCUGCCAUUUUCACAAGGUGACGUUAAUUCUUAAACGAUUAGUUUAAAUUCCUAAUAUCUCUUUGGCUUCAUGCUCCGGCUAGCAACUGAUGGUCAAUACUGAGAGGGUAACCAUCACUUAUCAGAGAUCACCGUAGUGAUUUGGGGCAAUUUUCCAGUGAGUGUCAAAGUUAUUCCUAAUCACACCCACAACCAAUCCUAUUCCAAACUAAAACAAAUCGCGACUUGUCCACUAUCUUUUCCAGCGUUUCAGCCAGUUUGCCUCAUUCUUACGUUGAGUUCUGAUUGGCUCCUCAUAAGAUUUUUCUUUACUCUGAUUGGCCGUUGGGGUAAGUUUUUUUUGUGCGACACUAUUGGAAAAGCACUUUAUACCAGAGUUUCUGUGUAAUACUAACCACUCACGUAACAUUUAACUUGAAUCCCAAGAUGUGAGAACUAAUUUUCCUAAAUAAACAAUUAUACAAUUCUUUGUUGGCCUUUCCUUAUAAUUUUUUGGUAUACCGAGACGUUACCCGUGGUUAAACAGUCUUAAUCAUGAACGCUCCUGGGAGUUGUAGGCCUAUAGAAGCAGAUGCAAUAAAUCAAGCGAGCUGAAGUUUAAAGCGAUGUGGUUUUCAGGUCGUAGACAUGAGGUCCUUGAUAAAGGAAGAGGAUGAAGUUCCAUCUCCAUUGUUGGAAAACAGUAACAGACAGACCGACUUCUUACCCAGAUAUCACGUGAUGGGACCAAUUAAUAGUAUUUACUCAGAGUUGGUAAUAAGCAGAAUGUGCAGUUGAAUUUUCAAAUAUUUUGUUUAUCCUAUAAGUUUUUUCGUUUCUUUCUACAAAACUAAACUGCAACAGUGAUUAUAGCAGGUAAACUAAAGGUAAAGUACAAUAACGAAUACAGUGAACCAGAAACCUGAUCAUUGCUAACCCGUUUUUAAUGUCUAUGAAAAUAUUUUUUUAAAAAACAAAUUAAAUUCUUAUGGUUCAGAAGGCAUCAUUUUUACACAUAAGAAAAUAACGUGGUUUUUCAAUUCAUAUCCUCUGUACAUAUUAAUUAUUACAAUAUUUCAAAUGAAUUCCAGAUCUUUCAAGCUAAGAGUAUCAAUAUUUAUUAUUAGAGUUGUUAAUUCAAAAUAGAUAUAUACAUAUCGAAUGAUAAUGUGCAAUUAUGAAAGGGCCGAUAUUAUUUACCUAUUAUUUACCUUGAAGUAUUUAUAGUGUUACAUAUAGAUUACAUCAGAACAUCGUCAUUAGCGGAGCUAGUUGUGCUACCCAUGACUGAUCAUUUGACAGCAUUUACACUUACAAGUUCUUCGUGACAAAUGUACUUGUGUAGAAAAAAUAGCUGUGGGGAAUUCCCUGAAAUCCUUUACACUUUCUUUGACAAUUCUCCAUGUAAAGUCAUCUACUCGACUUUCCUCAGGGAGCCUUACAAGUUUUUCCUUAACUAAUCCUCUUUUGGGCGCGGUAAAACCAUUCCGCAUUUACCGCAGAAUCUUCUCAAGAGAAACCUCUAACUGUAGGUGUGGUGUUAAGCCUAUUUUAAUGUUGUGCCUCUCUCCUGUGUGUCAGACGAAAUGGUGGCUUGUGGCAACUAUUUGGGUCCUUACUUAAAAAAAAAGGGGCGAAGCCGCGAGUUCAGGGUAGAAUCAAUUUGUUACUGUAGAUAUGAAUGAGGUCGACAACAUUAGGUACGGCUUUUAACCCUUUCACUCCCACAAGUGACUUAGACAGAAUUUCUCCUUACAAUAUCAAUACAAUAUCAAGCACGUAGGUGAUGAGAAUAGAGAAGAAUAUCAAUUAUGGGAUUAUUAGUUAAUCCAAUACCAAAUUCUCUAAACUAACAUCAUAAGAAUUGUAUAGCAGAUAGUAAGGAGAAUUACUAAAUAGAUCUUGGGAGUGAAAGGGUUAAAACCUUAUGGCCACUUUUGGAUUUAGUCAGGGUUAGUGCGACACACGAGAGGUUCGGCGUUUGAAACGGGCGUCAGAGAAUGAUUAAUGUCAAGGAAGGACUGACUCCCUCACUAAACUGCGUUGAUCGCAUGCAAAUAAAGCCAUCUAACUGAUGUCUCGAUAGACGUGCAAUAGCGUAAAUUUUAUGGAGAAUUGAUUGUGCAGGAAGGAAAAUGUACCUUUUUCAAUGGAGAAGUGGAAUCAAAUAUGUGAAGGAAAGUGAG
This is a messenger RNA of Pocillopora meandrina, 15261 nucleotides long. The record is from the annotation of a GenBank genome assembly. Lineage: Eukaryota; Metazoa; Cnidaria; Anthozoa; Scleractinia; Pocilloporidae.